This is a messenger RNA of Aspergillus terreus NIH2624, 1143 nucleotides long. RefSeq names its product tRNA (guanine) methyltransferase (gene trm5). The record is from RefSeq and is a predicted model, not a curated record. Bases 1 to 1143 code for a protein of 380 amino acids. The transcript is spliced from 3 exons. Gene Ontology annotation, cellular component: mitochondrial matrix; cytoplasm. NCBI's taxonomy places the organism in Eukaryota, Fungi, Ascomycota, Eurotiomycetes, Eurotiales, Aspergillaceae. Gene Ontology annotation, biological process: mitochondrial tRNA methylation; tRNA N1-guanine methylation.
AUGAUAGACGCUACGACUUGGUCGCCGACGAUCAAUGAGCUCGUGGAAAAGGGCACCGUUGGGCUGGGACGAUACGACUUGACGCUGGAAUACGAUUACUGGACUUAUGCUGAUAUUAUCUCGUCGAUCCUCCCGGAGGACUUGCUCGACGAGGUCCCGCAGGGAUUUACGCAAGUUGGCCAUGUUGCCCACCUCAACCUCCGCGAACAAUACCUCCCUUGGAAGACCCUCAUAGCCAAGCUCCUGCUCGACAAGAACCCGCAGAUCCGCACCGUCAUCCGCAAGACGGAGGACGUCGGCACCAAGAGCGAAUUCCGCACGUUCCCUCUGGAGGUGAUCGCCGGAGACCCGGAUCUGAACGUCAUCCAGCACGAACAGGACUGCGAAUUCCGCUUCGACUUCUCCCGCGUAUACUGGAACAGCCGUCUGGAGACCGAGCACCGCCGCCUCGUCAAUAAGUUCCGCUCCGGCGAGAUGGUCUGCGAUGUUAUGGCGGGCGUGGGCCCGUUUGCCGUGCCCGCCGGCAAGAAGAAGAUCUUCGUGUGGGCGAACGACCUCAACCCGCACGGAUACGAGGUGAUGGAGGACGCCGUCAAGCGGAACAAGGUGCAGCAGUUCGUGACGCCGUUCAACAAGGACGGACGCGAGUUCAUCCGCUGGUCCGCCCAGUCCCUGCUGGAAUCCGACCCUGUGACUGUGACCAUCGCGCCGCGCGUCCGACGAAGCGCCAACAAGGACAACCAGCCGCCUCCCCCACCCCCGGAGGUCUACCACCGUCCGCAGGUCUUCGACCACUACGUCAUGAAUCUGCCUGCGACGGCGAUCGAGUUCCUGGAUGCGUUCCCUGGGCUCUACACCGGGAAGGAGUCGCUCUUUGCGCCGCACACGACGCAGGCGCUCCCGAUGGUGCAUGUGUAUUGCUUCUCGGGCCACUCGGCGGACGAGCACGAUGACCAUGUCGAUAUCUGCCAGCGCAUCUCCGAGCGCAUCGGAUAUACGAUCACGACAGACGACUGCGUUGGCGGCAGUGGGAAGCAGGAACUCGAGCUGGCCAUCCACAAUGUGCGCCUGGUCAGCCCCAACAAGCAGAUGUUCUGUGCUAGUUUCCGUCUUCCCAAGGAGGUAGCUUUUAAGCAGGUUUGA